This is a messenger RNA of Trichobilharzia szidati, 556 nucleotides long. NCBI's taxonomy places the organism in Eukaryota, Metazoa, Platyhelminthes, Trematoda, Strigeidida, Schistosomatidae. The record is from the annotation of a GenBank genome assembly.
UGGUCCUUAUGAAUAUGAACUGCAUUUGAGGCCAGAUUUAUAUACAAAAAAGUAUACCCAAUGGUUUUACUUCAGUGUACAAAAUGCACAGAAUACUGAUAGUUACAGAUUUACAAUUGUAAAUUUCUAUAAGUCUACUAGUUUAUUUGGUCAAGGUAUGAGACCUUUAAUGUACAGUGAAAAAAUGGCCAGACUUACUGGUAUCGGUUGGAGACGUGUUGGCAGUGAUAUUAGUUAUUAUCAGACGAAAUUUACUGAACCUACAGAAAAUGGUUUAUCAUCAGUGAGAAAAUUCUUAUCAAAUUCUAAACGCUCUGCAUAUUCAUUAACUUGGAAAUUUAAUUUUCCCUAUCCAAAUGAUAUUGUCUACUUUGCUGCAUGUUAUCCUUACACGUAUACACAAUUACAAGAGUAUUUAAAUGAAUUAGCAAUGAAUUCAAAGAUACGAAGAAUAUGUCAACAGACAACAUUGUGUUAUACACUUGCUAAUAAUCCUGUUCCUUUAUUAACUAUUACAGAACCAUGUAAUAAUAAUGAACAAUACACCGGUAAUAAA